Messenger RNA from Klebsormidium nitens, 1698 nucleotides. The record is from the annotation of a GenBank genome assembly. NCBI's taxonomy places the organism in Eukaryota, Viridiplantae, Streptophyta, Klebsormidiophyceae, Klebsormidiales, Klebsormidiaceae.
AUGGCAACGACCCCUGCUUCCGAACCGGUGGCCCUGGUUGAGCAAGCCAAAGGUACUGAAGGCGGGGCGCUUGGAGGCACCCUCAGCGGUGUGGCAAUCAAGACCGGGUUGGAGAACUUCUUUGGGGUGGAACGAAUCACUUUCCACCCAAACUAUCUCGAGCUGGUUGGCCCACUCCGCCUGGAUCAGGAAGGGGUGGAGCUGCUAGCGGAGGCCUUGAAGGGUCAUCCUAGGUUGAAGUCAUUGAUCCUGAGGGAGGUUGAGCUCGAUUGGGGACACUUCAAAGGCAACCUGGGGCUGGCCCUUGAGCAAAUGAACGAUUUGCAUUCACUGGAUCUGACUUUGAGCACCUUCUCAGGGGAUUUUGCCGGGUCCGGUUUCUCGAAGCUGAUUGAGUCGAAAACGCUCUUGGUUAGUCUGGUCAUGCACAAUGUCAAUGGUUUGAAGGUCGGGGACCUUCUGGAGAUUCUGAAGACAACAACUUCUAGGGACUUUCCUCUAGCUCUUAGCAUCCGUGCGGAUUCUUGGCAACUGGAGGACCUUGAGGCACUUGCGAGAGAGUGGCCCGACGGUACAAUGGUAAAAAUAGAAGGUUUAAUCGGAUCCCUACUCGACUGCCUGAGAGGUGGUUGCGAAGAGUUGAACAUGGAUCUGCACAGUCGCGCUACGAAGCUGGACAAUACAUCUGUGAGAGAACUGAUCUCCACAAUCGAGACGUAUGGGGAGGUCACGAGUAUCGAGCUUCCAUGGAAAAGCAAAGCCUUGAGGACUCAACUACUACUCGCAUGCGAGAGAAACAAGCGUUUGCAAGGGCUUUGGGAGGUCGCUUCAGAGGACGAGUUGGUGCGAAUUGACUCUCUUUGGGGAAAGGUGUUUUUGUGCGGAGAUGGUUAUGCUGGAAAGUCCACCCUCACCAAAUCGCUCGUGAGACGGAAGGGCUUGUUUGCGGCCUGCCUCCAGCCCUCAGAAGGAGCAUUUGUCAGCGCAUUUGUCAGCAAUCAAUACGUGGCAAUCCGGGGCAUAGCUCUUGCGAAGUACCAAGCCGUUUACGAGGGCAAGGGCGCCCAACUGGUCUUUUGGGACUUGGCGGGGCAGAAAGAGUAUCAGGUUCUGCACUCUUCCCUCCUAGCAAACGAAGGCAAGGCCACAAGCUACGUCCUUGUCUCUCGAAUUGAUAACGACAUACAAGCGCAGAAGGGCGACAAGUCAGGGAGUCCGCUCGCUGAGCUACCUGUAAGGAUCCGCUGGUGGUUAGACCUCGUUGCAUCUUACAGCCAGGUUGGAAACGAGCGUGCGGUUGUACUGGUUUUUAACGAGGUUGGUAAUCAGCAAGCCCGCAGGGAGAAACUCGAGCGCCUUGCGGAUGAGCUCCGCUCCUCUUAUCAGGACAAGCUCAAGAUCCUUGAAGAGGUCUACUUUCUGGAUACGCGGCACCAUAAGUCGGCCGGGGUGAGGGCGCUCCAGUUGAAACUUCUCGCCUUAACGGAGGAGGCCACCAAGCCCACUCCAAAGGUUUGUCUAGAACUUCAAACGACGCUUACUGGGUUCCGAAAGAGCGGUCGGUUUCCGGUGCAAACCUGGGAGGAGUUCAAGGGGCUCAUGAGGAGGGGGGUGGGGGAGGAGCUUCUGAAAGGGGUCACGGCUUACCUGCACGAGAUGGGGAAGGUCGUCUACUUCCGGAGUGGCCCGUUGAGUGGG